GAUUGCCCUAGUUAGCCGCUGGGCUGGAAGAGGCUGAGAGCGUGGCUUCAGUGCAGGCUUGGGAAGUGGCCCGGUUCUUGGCUUGUAGAUAGUGGAGGUGGCGAGGGGGAGAAGAAGGCCGUGACCUUGGUCCUUCCCUACCCCAGGAGUUGUCACGAUGACUACCAGUGGGAGCUUGAUGGACACCCCCCUGCAAACUGCCUUUUCCACCCCGAGCAGGAUUCCCGUGUUGGCCCGGAAAUGCCUGCUUCUUUCCGAUGGGGGGUCCCAAGCCUCCGGCCAGGAGAAUCGGGAUCCAAAGAGGAAGAUGCAAAAGGUGUUUGGUGCCCAGCUUCCCCCGAGAGACCUAGUCGGCCCCAGGCACAAAUUGAAACAGCAGGCUAUGGGCAUGAAGGGAAACCUCCGACCCAGGGCCCCUCUGGAGGAAAUCAGCCCUGGCUCUGUGCGGCAGAAUGUGAAGGUUGAUCCUCCGCCUAGGCCAGUGGACCUUGGAGAUUUGGCCACCAUGUUGUCAAGGGUGGAGGUGACUAGCAGUGGUCAGAGCUGCCCGUCUGGCCUGGCCCAAAGAGUGCUGAUCCGAGGAAACCCAAAACAAAAAGGUGCCUCCUGUGGGAUACAGGUCCAGACCCCAGGACAUCAUGCCAGAUCUUCAUUCUUCUGUAGCAGUCAAGAGUCAACAGAAAGAAAUGUCAUCAGCCAGACCCACAUGAGCAGCGAUUCAGGACAGCCUCGGGCAAGAACAAGGCUACCAGCUCACCAAUCCCCAGGAGAGCAGACCAUCCCUGCCCACUCCACAAUGCUGAACAGUUCCCAAAUUAGACGAGAAACCCACAGCCUCACUCAGCAGGUACUGCUGAAAGGAAAACGUGAAGCCUCUCUUCCCAAGGAUAGCUCUGGUUUCCCUUGGACCUCUUCCCCUCUUAUUAAGCUCACUCCUGGCCAGGUAGGCCAUGCCUCACCAUUCGGACUGGCCAAUCGUGUACCUGUCACCCAUCCACCAGCUCUGGUUUGUACAUAUGUGGGGUCAGGGGUUAAGGAAAGAAGUCAUCUGAGUGUGAGUUGUCCCCCCCUAAGUUCUAGCCAUCCUCUGAUUUCUCCACAGACCUCCUACUCUGUGGUACGCCAUUUGACUGUCUUCUCCAAGACGCCUCAGGCCACCCGGGUUCCAACUCCCAGAGUUCAGAAGGAGCAGAGUGUUGUCAAGCAGUUGUAUGAAGAGAGCUGGGCAGAUCUGGAGGAGGAGCCUGAGAAACUUUCCCCCAUCCCCAUAACUCCUCUCAACAGGAUGUCGCUGGAGCUGAGCAGACAUGAGGUGGGCCCCAGGGAUGUUGGGGUAGCAACUUCAUCGAACAAGAUGUCCCUGGAGCUGAGCAGACACAAGGUGGGCCCCAGUGAUGUUGGGGUAGCAACUUCAUGGAACAAGAUGUCCCUGGAGCUGAGCAGACACGAGCGCAUCAAUAUCCUGAAGCAGCUGCUACAACAGGAGGUAGAAGGGCUGGCUAAGGCAAAGGACAGUCAGCAGAGCAGCAUAUCUCAUCUUAAAAUGAUUGAGCCCCAGUUGGCUAUGAUUCCUUGUACCGGGGAACCCUCAGACCAAGGUUCUGUGCUUCUCAACCUCCAAGGACCUAAGCAGCCCCCUGAUGUUGGGGGUUGGGACGUUCAAGAACUCAUACCACAACCCAACCUGGGUGUGUGUACCACAGCUUCCACCAACCUGACCUCUUUUCAAUGUCCCCACUGUGGCAGCAUUCCCCUUCACUCCCUUGACUCCCUAAGGAGUCCCAUGGGCAUUAUAGGUCCUGCUGUCCUAUCCCUAUGCCAGCAACUAAAUGCAUGGCUGGAAGCCAUUAGACUCCUCUAUGAAAGCUGCCUGGAUGACGAGUGUGCCUUCUAUACAGGCCGAGGCAUUCCUGGCCCCCAGAGGAUCUGUAAGAAUCCUGUGGCCACAUGGCUGGAAAGGCAGGAGGCCAUGGACUUUGUUCCAAUUUCUUCUCCAGCUCCCUAGGACUGUUCCAAACCUCCCCUUAUUUAUUAUACAUGGACCUUAUUUUUUUUAAUCUUUCAAUAAAUUUUAUGACCAUA
This is a messenger RNA of Dromiciops gliroides (monito del monte), 2082 nucleotides long. It is a transcript of the gene TROAP, whose product is annotated as trophinin associated protein. Bases 158 to 2005 code for a protein of 615 amino acids. The record is from RefSeq and is a predicted model, not a curated record. The transcript is spliced from 11 exons. Lineage: Eukaryota; Metazoa; Chordata; Mammalia; Microbiotheria; Microbiotheriidae.